Messenger RNA from Amaranthus tricolor (Joseph's coat), 2105 nucleotides. RefSeq names its product la-related protein 6B-like. Gene Ontology annotation, cellular component: nucleus. The record is from RefSeq and is a predicted model, not a curated record. Gene Ontology annotation, biological process: RNA processing. Lineage: Eukaryota; Viridiplantae; Streptophyta; Magnoliopsida; Caryophyllales; Amaranthaceae. The transcript is spliced from 10 exons. Gene Ontology annotation, molecular function: mRNA binding. The coding region runs from base 182 to 1738 and encodes 518 amino acids.
UAUUCUCAUCCUUCGCCGCCCUCUCUCUUCUCCAUUAUAAAUACCUCCUCCAUUAUCGGUGUCGAAUUUUUCUCCACCGUUAUUCUCUCUCCUAAAUUGCCAUUUUCGUUCUCUCUUCUUUCAUCUUUACUCUUAUUCAGGGAGUCAAUAUUCUUCCUUUAAACCCUAAAAUCUCUCAUUAAUGGCUGAUCAAUCUUCAGAAAAAACCCUAGAUUCUACUGUUUCUUCAUCCGAUCAACCUCAAUCCACUGAUUCUCCUGUGAUUGAAGCCGAUUCUUCUGGUUCGUUGUCGCGGAACUCGUCUUUCAGCAAGCUCAAUGCUCAAGCGCCUGAGUUCGUUCCGAAGAAGACGAAUCUUCCAUCACCGACUUCAAUAACUGCCGGUGAUCCUAGGGUUUUGAUUGUACCUCCCCCGCCUACUCCGCCGCCCGCAAUGGUUCAUGUGUAUCCUCCCCCGCCUCCUCCGCAGGUCAACUCGCCGUUUCCGGUUAUGCCUUUGCCUCACAUGAAUCACCAUCAUCAUCACCAUCCGCAUCAUCAUCAUCAUCAGCAGAAUUAUCAUGAUCAUCAUAAUAAUCAUCGGAAUGAUUCUCAUCGGAAUCAUCAUCAUAAGCAUCAUCAUCAAUCACAGUUUCAUGGUGGAAGUAAUGGGGAGCAGCAGGAGGGAGUGGGUCAAGGGUCUAAUCAGCAAGAUAAGGAUCAAGGGCAGGGUAAUAAUGGAGGGUCCAGGAAUAUUAAUGGCUUGUCUGAAGAAUCUACUCAGAAACUUAUUAAUCAGGUGGAGUAUUACUUCAGUGAUGUUAACUUGGCUACUACUGAUCAUUUAAUUAAGUUUAUCAACAAGGAUCCCGAAGGAUUUGUGCCGAUUUCGGUGGUUGCAUCUUUUAAGAAGAUCAAGGCCCUUAUAAGUAGUAAUUCUCAGCUUGCAGCUGUAUUAAGAAACUCAACAAAGCUUGUAGUUAGUGAAGAUGGGAAGAAGGUGAAGCGUGUGCAUUCUCUUAGUGGGUCUGACAUGGAAGAGCUACAAGCUCGUAUAAUCGUGGCUGAAAACUUACCUGAGGAUCAUUGUCACCAAAAUCUCAUGAAGGUUUUCUCAACUGUGGGGAGUGUGAAGAGUAUUCGUACCUGUCAGCCUCAACCUUCCAAUAAUGGUGCUUCUUCAGCAUCUAGGCAAUCAAAAGCUGAUAAUGGAAUCUAUUCUAAUAAGCUGCACGCUUUUGUGGAAUAUGAAUCGAUUGAGCUUGCAGAGAAAGCGAUUUCUGAGCUGAAUCAAGAGGGUGACUGGAGGAAUGGCUUAAGAGUUCGUCCUCUACUGAAACAUGGGUCUAAGACUGUACAAACACGAGGGAAGAAAUCUGGAAAUGAAGGUGAAGUGACAUGUGAUGAAGAGGAUACAUCCACUUCUGAGCUUAAGCAGAAUGAGAAACAUUCAGAAGAUCCUUCAGGACAGCCUGAUAUUGUCUCUCAUGACCAUACGGAGGAGCAAAGUGUGGAAAAAGAGGGCGGCCAGAAAAAGAGCCGUAAUCGGGGCCGUGGAAAGGGUCGUGGAAGGGGCCACCAUAAUCAUCAACAAAAUAACAGGAUGCAUCACGUGGGAUCGCCCCCUGUCAUUAAUGUGAUCAACGGCGAGCAUCCUAUAGUAGCAAAGCAGCAGCCUCCUGGCCCUCGUAUGCCUGAUGGAACGAGAGGGUUUUCCAUGGGCAGAGGGAGGCCAGUUGCUGUAAAUACAGCAGCUUAAAUAAAAGCAACCUGCCCCACAUUUGGUUGCCAAGUUCUCUGCAUUGUGUUUUCUUCUUUUGUCAGUGUGUGGCUGUGUGCUGAGUGCUGAUUGCUGAUUACUUGAAGCUUGUGAGGGAGAGUUUUGCCACGUUCCUUUUGGGUUCAUUGCAAGAUUCUACAGCAAGCUGUUAAGUUUGGCUUUUAAUCCUUUGUUGUGCUUUGAGUGUCAUAUGAUUCUCAGCAAAGAUGUUAUCGAAAAAUGUGUUGUGCCUAUUUGUUCUUAUAAAUCCCCUUUUCCCUCUUAAAAAAAGUAAGAAAAAUGUAGAAAGUAGAACCCAAAACUCUGAAUUUAUAUACCUGUAGAAAUGUGAAUGAAAAACUUACAA